This is a messenger RNA of Phycomyces blakesleeanus NRRL 1555(-), 432 nucleotides long. Its product is annotated as C2H2-type zinc finger transcription factor. Lineage: Eukaryota; Fungi; Mucoromycota; Mucoromycetes; Mucorales; Phycomycetaceae. The coding region runs from base 1 to 432 and encodes 143 amino acids. The record is from RefSeq and is a predicted model, not a curated record. The transcript has 2 exons.
AUGUCUUCUUCCAACGCCAGCCAGCAGAGAGAUAGAAUAUCUACACAGCAAUACCAAUGUGAUCAAUGUGUCUUGUUUUUUGAUAACUACCAGAAGCUGCAAAACCACAAGAGAAUUCACAGAGGAGAUUCAGCAACAAUGACUGAAAUUGACCAGUCUAUUCUGGAUGAUGUUGACAUGUACCAUGACGAAAAUGAUACUAAAUAUACUAUGGAGUUUAUGGAGCUUGAUAAUACUAUUUCAUAUAAGUGCACAUGUAAUUUUGAGGACAGUGAGAGUGAAGCUCACAUUUAUGACAGCAGCCGAAUCAGUACAAAUACUUUUACCAAGGCCAAGUUGAUGAGUAUUCAUCUGUCUCAAUUGAUGCUACAGCAUAGAAUUGCUAGAGCAGCAUAUAGAGACAUUGUUCAAUUUAUAAACACUGUCAUUUGA